AUGGCGAACCGGACGGUGAAGGAUGCGCACAGCAUCCAUGGCACUAACCCGCAGUACCUGGUGGAGAAGAUCAUCCGCACCCGCAUCUACGAGUCCAAGUACUGGAAGGAGGAGUGCUUCGGCCUGACGGCUGAGCUGGUGGUGGACAAGGCCAUGGAGCUGAAGUACGUGGGGGGCGUCUAUGGAGGGAACAUCAAGCCUACGCCCUUCUUGUGCUUGACGCUGAAGAUGCUGCAGAUCCAGCCCGAAAAGGACAUCAUUGUGGAGUUCAUUAAAAACGAAGACUUCAAGUAUGUCCGAAUGCUCGGUGCGCUGUACAUGAGAUUGACAGGUACCGCCAUUGACUGCUACAAGUAUCUUGAACCGCUGUACAAUGACUAUCGAAAAAUAAAAAGUCAGAACAGAAAUGGGGAAUUUGAACUGAUGCAUGUGGACGAAUUUAUUGAUGAGCUACUCCACGAGGAACGCGUAUGCGAUAUCAUUCUGCCUCGAUUACAGAAACGCUAUGUUCUGGAAGAAGCUGAGCAACUCGAGCCUCGUGUUAGUGCUUUGGAAGAAGACAUGGAUGAUGUAGAAUCUAGUGAGGAGGAGGAAGAGGAAGAUGAAAAGCUGGAACGAGCACCCUCUCCUGACCACCGCAGAAGAGGCUACAGAGACCUUGACAAACCUCGCAGAUCUCCAGCUGUGCGGUACAGGCGGAGCCGAAGCAGGUCUCCAAGAAGGCGAAGCCGCUCUCCAAAGAGAAGGAGUCCAUCACCACGCCGGGAGAGGCAUCGCAGCAAAAGCCCAAGACGACACCGGAGCAGAUCCAGGGAGAGACGCCACAGAUCGAGAUCCAAAUCUCCAGGGCAUCAUCGUAGUCACAGACACAGAAGUCAUUCCAAAUCACCUGAAAGAUCUAAGAAAAGUCACAAGAAGAGUCGCCGAGGGAAUGAAUAACAAACUAAAUCCAGCACACAGUUUAAGGACCUUGAACUGCAGUCUAAUACUGUCCUAUUUGCUUUACGGGACAGCUGGAUAUGUACUGGCUGCUUUAGCAGUCCAUUUCUUUAAUCCUUCUCCUCUUGUACAAGUCUUGUUUGUUUUUUAAUUAAAAGAAAGCUAAGGAUACUUUUUAUGUAGUUAG
Balearica regulorum gibbericeps (East African grey crowned-crane) is the source of this 1126-nucleotide messenger RNA. RefSeq names its product pre-mRNA processing factor 38A (gene PRPF38A). NCBI's taxonomy places the organism in Eukaryota, Metazoa, Chordata, Aves, Gruiformes, Gruidae. The record is from RefSeq and is a predicted model, not a curated record.